AUGAGAAAGAAAAAAAAAAUCAACCAUAAGGCCAAAACAGAGGAAAACAAAAACAGAACUCAACAAGAAGAAGAAUAAAAAAAUUUAAAAGAUGAAGAAUGGUCUGAUAAUCAUAAACUGCAUAAUCCUCACUAUAGGAACAUGUGGAGGUCCAUUGUUAACUCGUCUCUACUACAACAAUGGAGGAAAAAGAAUCUGGUUCAUGAGCUCUCUAUCAACCGCAGGUUGUCCAAUCAUCCUCAUCCCUCUGUUUUUCUCCUUCCUCAGCCGCCACCGCAGCAACCGCAACCGCAACAACUCCGAAAACGCAGAGAAAACAAAGAUUUUUCUCAUGGAAACUCCUCUGUUCAUCGCAUCAAUCGUCAUAGGAUUGCUCACAGGACUUGACAACUACUUAUACGCAUACGGUUUAGCUUAUCUUCCAGUUUCAACUUCAUCUCUCAUAAUCGGAACUCAGUUAGCUUUCAAUGCACUCUUCGCUUUCUUCAUGGUCAAGCAAAAGUUCACUCCUUUCUCUAUAAACGCCGUCGUUUUAUUGACGGUCGGCACCGGAAUCUUGGCCUUGCACAGCGAUGGAGACAAACCGGCUAAAGAGAGCCACAAGGAGUAUGUGGUUGGGUUCUUAAUGACUGUGAUCGCAGCUGUUCUUUACGCUUUCAUAUUGCCGCUCGUUGAGCUUACUUACAAGAAAGCUCGACAAGAAAUCACUUUCACACUUGUGCUCGAGAUUCAGAUGGUCAUGUGCCUUGCUGCUACUUGUUUCUGCCUCGUUGGGAUGCUCAUCGAUGGCGAUUUCAAGGUGAUAGCAAGAGAAGCAAGAGAGUUCAAGAUUGGAGGAUCUGCGUUUUACUACACGUUGAUUGUGAUGACAGGGAUAAUAUGGCAAGGAUUCUUCUUAGGAGCAAUAGGGAUUGUGUUCUGUGCGUCGUCUCUAGCUUCUGGUGUUCUUAUCAGUGUUCUUCUUCCGGUGACGGAGGUUUUAGCCGUCGUUUGCUUCCGGGAGAAGUUUCAGGCGGAUAAAGGUGUCGCUCUCCUUCUCUCUCUGUGGGGAUUCGUAUCUUAUUUCUACGGCGAGUUUAAAUCCGGCAAGAAAGUUCUCGAGAAAGAGCAGCCGCCGGAGACAGAACUGCCUUCUCUUCCAGUUACUGAUUCUGUUGUUUAGAAGGUCUUUUGCUUUUUUAAACCAAAGCAUUACCGUUAUAUUUUUUGUUUCUUAUUUCUGUUAUGUAUGAUUGUAUAUUUGUUUUUGAUUAGUGAAUUUGUCAUAUAAAGAA
Molecule: messenger RNA, 1274 nt
Organism: Eutrema salsugineum
Lineage: Eukaryota; Viridiplantae; Streptophyta; Magnoliopsida; Brassicales; Brassicaceae
Product: purine permease 1
Exons: 2
Coding region: 92-1162 (356 amino acids)
Cellular component (GO): membrane
Molecular function (GO): purine nucleoside transmembrane transporter activity
Source: RefSeq, a predicted model, not a curated record